Odontomachus brunneus is the source of this 1880-nucleotide messenger RNA. RefSeq lists its product as uncharacterized. Lineage: Eukaryota; Metazoa; Arthropoda; Insecta; Hymenoptera; Formicidae. Bases 645 to 1610 code for a protein of 321 amino acids. The transcript has 2 exons. The record is from RefSeq and is a predicted model, not a curated record.
GUUUAAAAUAUUAUAUUUUUAUGUAAGUUAUCAUUUCAUUAAAUAAGAGCUCUGUUAUUUUGUUGAAAAGAAUCAAUUAGAUUAGAUUCAGAUUUUAAACAAAUAAUAUUAUGAGUAAUCUAAACAGAAAAAAUUUAGAGCAAAUUACUCAAUACUCAAAAACUUAAAAAGGUUUUAGCUUAAUCUUUCGUUGAACAUCUAAAAGCAGUGAUGCAAUUACUAGCUCAAUAAUAUAUAUUAUCCAUAUAUUUGUCGGAUAAUUAAUGUUUUUCCGUCCUUUCAAUGUUUGCUCAUAAAUAUAUAAUAUUCCGAAUAGUAUAAAAAUAUAUGUUAUGAAAGUCCUAAGAACAUCCUUAGAACUAUUACAAUAACAGUGUACUGCACGAUCUCAAAAAUUUAAGGAAUACGAGUCAGCAUAGUUCAAAUAAGGAUGGGUGAUUGAUUUGGAUCAAGGAACAUUUUUUUAAAAGCAUGAGGAGAUACAUAGAAAUUCACACUCUGAGAUCUGCAAAGCUAUAGGAAGGGUAAUAACAGACAAAUCAUUCUGGGAUACAUAUCCUAGCUUGGAAAAAUGGAUAGAAUCACGUAAACAAAUUUUACAUCAAACACGCUCUAUUCUGUCACGUGGCAUACAACGAUACGAAAUGGAGAUGAUAUUGUGCGCAAAAACGUGUAGUGUGUGUUUCCGACAGGCAAACAUAAGGCACUGCAACACUUGCCAUUCAGCCAAUUUUUGUCAUGAUGACCAAAUGUUAUUUGAAGUGUUGCAUAAGAAGUGCUGCUAUGAGUUGUUGCUAUUACUGAAGAUGAAUAUCGCCCGUAUAAACGGCUAUAUGGAAGAGACUUUAUUUCGAGACAAAUAUAAGUUCAGCACAUUUCCUGAUGCGAAACCUUAUAAUGAUACUUUUACACUUAUUAACAACUAUGUACCCAGUAAUAUUCCUGCUCAUAGCUUAAGAUUAGAAACUUCUAUCCCAGUAUUCUCCUGGUCCUUAGAUCAAUGUAUAUAUUCAGAUUAUGUAUCCGGCCCACUGACGUUAUACAAUGCGUUGCAGGAAUCAAAUUUAAUAUCUCUUUCAAAGAAGAAAUUUAAAUAUAUCAUUCAUGUUAUAGAUGUAAACAAAACAGAUAUAACAUAUUUGAAAACGUGGCAUAUUUUCUUACAUUUAUAUAGAAAAAUAAGGGAACUGUAUAUUGUGUUUAUAAAUUCGUUAAAUUUUGAAUCGAGCGAUUUAGGCUUUGUGUGUAGUUCGUGCAAAAAUCAUAAACAGAAACUUUAUAUUAGAAGCGUAUUAGAACCGUAUCACGAUUUUGUACGCUUAGAUUCAUAUGAAAAACCGAAUGUAAUCGUACUGUUUGAAAUAGAAUGGCUUUUCAUAGAAAUAUGGUCUAAAUCUUUAGAAGCAAUGAUAGCACAAGAGUGUCCGUUAUUUUUAACCACUGUUUCGGAAAAUACAGUGCAGGAAUGUAUAAACAAGAUACAAGAACAAACGGGUACAACCAGAAAUCGAUUAGUCAAAGAAAAUAAAUUCCGCGGUUAUAUGCCACAUAGAAAUUAUAUGACUGGUGGAUUUUAUUACCGAAAUGCGCAUUUCAUUAUAUAUUCAUAAAUUUAAAUCACAUGAUCGACCCAGUCAACGGCUGAAUGUUAUGUAUUCUUUGAUCUUAUUUUUAUUUUGGUAUAGUUAAUGAUACUCAAUUUUUAAUAAUAUUCGAGAAUAAAUUGGAAAUUUUUUACUGAGGCAUAUAUUUAGUCAUAAAUUAAUAGUAUUUUUGUUAAAAUAUAUUUUCUCAUUUAUCAGUAUAUAAUUUAUUAGUAUAUAGUAUAUUAGUAUAUAGUUUUUCAUUUUUUAAAAAUAUGUAAAAUAUAUUGUAUAUGA